Miscanthus lutarioriparius is the source of this 696-nucleotide messenger RNA. The record is from the annotation of a GenBank genome assembly. Lineage: Eukaryota; Viridiplantae; Streptophyta; Magnoliopsida; Poales; Poaceae.
AUGAACUUGAAGCAACUGCCAUUGGAAUGCCUAGCAUGGAAGCCGCCAAUCACUAAAGACAAACACCUUGAAGAAUUGGUGACUGCUAGACUGGGAUGGGGUCAUGGAUAUAACGAUUGCCCUGAGCCACCAUUGGUCACUGAGGAUGCUAGAAUUAAUCAUGAGAUGCCUAUGGAUGAUACAGAUGUCCAAGACAUCCCCAAAUCCAUUGAAGUGAGCUCAGAAGACACUUGGUCAGAUGCCAUCUCCUUCCUGAGAGUGCAGGGGAAGAAGGAAAGAACAACCAUCACAAGAACAGGAGUGAGUAAAGAACUCCCCUCAAUCUCGGGUGGUCCCAACGCUCAGAAGAUGAUAGAAGUACUCAGAUAUGACUCCGAUAUUGCCAAGAUAAGGGGGGUAGUCGACCAAAUUCGCCCACAAUUUGGUGUACUUGAUCAAAUGAUUGAGGGGCUGAACCUCCAUGUGGCUGAUCAAGCUAAGUUCAUCCAAUGCCAGUGUACGGAGGAACAAACUCGUGUAGAAGAGAAAUACUUAGCCGAGAUUAAAGAGCUAAAGAAUGCUCUCCAUUCCAAGGAAGUUGAGGCCCAUACAGCUUGCCAAAUACUCGGCGCCUGUAUCUCCGAGCUGGAGUCUGAUGUAAAGCGCAUUGUCAGAAAAUGGGAUGUCAUCAUAGAGCGGGAGUCCAAGACGUAUUGA